GGCGCCACUACGCAUGCGUUUCCCGGACUGGUACCCUGGGCUGCACGCGCCGUGCCAUUGUCAAACGCGAGGACACACGGAAAGGUGCGGAACAGAAAGCGCGCGCCGAACCCUGACUGGACAUAGGUUAACGAACCGCCACGGUCCUGGUGUGAGUAUCGGUGAUCUUCUAAAGUCCACCUCAGUCACAGAAGCCUUCAUCUUCAUCCUCCUCUACUUUCACCUCCCUCUUCUCUUGACAAGACAUGCCUCCAGCGCUGGGUGGGCCAGUGGGGUACACCCCUCCUGAGGGGGGUUGGGGCUGGGCAGUGGUGAUGGGGGCCUUUGUCUCUAUUGGCUUCUCCUACGCCUUCCCCAAGUCCAUCACAGUCUUCUUCAAGGAGAUUGAGGUGAUCUUCGAGGCCACUCCCAGCGAGGUGUCAUGGAUCUCCUCCAUCAUGCUGGCUGUCAUGUAUGCUGGAGGUCCAAUCAGCAGUAUCCUUGUGAACAGGUUUGGCAGUCGGCCAAUCAUCUUACUGGGAGGCUGUUUGUCAGGGGCAGGGCUGAUUUCUGCCUCCUUCUGCAACACCGUUCAACAGCUUUACUUCUUCAUUGGAGUGGUGGGAGGUCUGGGACUGGCUUUCAACUUGAAUCCGGCCCUCACAAUGAUUGGUAAAUAUUUCUUCAAGCGUCGCCCCAUCGCCAAUGGUAUCGCAAUGGCUGGCAGCCCAGUCUUCCUGUCCACCUUGGCUCCUCUCAAUUCCUGGCUGUUUGAUGAGUUCGGCUGGAGGGGGAGCUUCCUCAUACUGGGAGGGCUGCUGCUCAACUGCUGUGUGGCUGGCUCCCUCAUGCGCCCCAUCGGAUCCAAACCUCAGCCUGCAAAUAGCGACUUGGAGAAGAGCAAGAAUAUUGCGGCUGAUGGUGCAGUUGAGCCACAGCCCAAGAAAACAGUAUUGCAAACCAUCAAUUCCUUCAUUGACCUGACACUGUUCAAACACCGUGGCUUCCUGCUCUACCUAAUGGGCAACGUCAUCAUGUUCUUCGGCCUAUUUGCACCACUUGUCUUCCUCUCCAACUACGCCAAAAGCAAGGACAUCAGCAAGGAGAAGGCAGCCUUCCUUCUAUCCAUACUGGCCUUUGUUGACAUGUUUGCCCGGCCCUCCAUGGGCCUCCUAGCCAACACCAAGUGGGUCCGGCCCCGGAUACAGUACUUCUUUGCCACCGCAGUCCUCUACAAUGGAGUGUGCCAUGUACUGGCACCUUUGUCAGUGGACUACACUGGCUUUGUGAUCUACGCCAUCUUCUUUGGGUUUGCAUUUGGCUGGCUGAGCUCAGUUCUGUUUGAGACACUGAUGGACCUGGUGGGGGCACAGAGGUUCUCCUCAGCCGUGGGCCUGGUCACUAUUGUUGAAUGUGCACCUGUGCUUCUGGGGCCACCACUAACAAGUAGUUUCUAUGACUACUACAAGCACUAUGACUACACGUACAUUACUUGUGGGAUCAUCCUCAUGGUCGCCAGCAUCUUCCUCUUCGUGGGAAUGGGCAUCAACUACCACCUGCUUGACCGUGAGAAGAAAGAAGAAGAGAAGCGAGAGAGGGAGGAGCCCAAGGAGGAGCGCGAAUCCAUGAUAGCCCCUCCUCCACCCUCAGUAGAAGAAGAGGAGAGCAGCACACCAGCCGCUGUCACAUUGGACGAUGUCACAAAGAUGGAUGAGGACUCUGUGUAGAGAGUAUGGAUUGUUUUUCAGGGGAGAUGCACACUUAAAUACACACAGCAACACACAGUCUUGAGUUACAUAUGCAGAAGUCUUACACUGCACACAGCAAGAGAGGCUAAUAUGUAUGCUUGCACAAACCCGUGGAGCUCUAUACAGCGGCACAGACAUGCCAUAUUCUAGGGACCCUUUUCUGUGACGUUACAAUAGCUUCAGUAUUGAAUGUGCCUUUGGUAAACUCUAGUCCCCCAAAAGCACAAAUGCACACAUUUUCAGGAGUAGAGGCAGGGGACUGAUAGACAGAAAGCCUGAAAGACAAUCAAUAAGGAUUUUACUCUCAGGGGCUUGAGCUGCCGUUAUGGUUUACAGACUUGCCCAAACAAAGACACACACACAUACACACACGCUCAAAAGCUAAUCAAACUUUUUUCUCUGCCUCUGUCUGGAGUCUUCUUGGGUCCAAGUGAGGCCUAGAGACACAGUUUGUUUAAUCAUAGUACUGAAGACAUACAUGCUCUCCCCAAAAACUCGCAUUGCUUUCCAUCUUAAUGGCUUGACAUUAACAUAAACAAAACAUCAUGUUUCAUUAGAUAUAGCUGCCCGUGCCAUUUAAAUGUUAAAUAUUCGGCUAUGGUGAGGUAGCAGAGUUAUAUGAAGGACCAGCAGAUCAGUGUUGAAAGUAUGGAGAGGGACUUGCAAGUUUUUGUUUUUUGUUUUGAUUACAAGUAUCUGGGGAGGAUAGUGAGAGAGAUGCUGUGAAAACAGAUAUCGCCAAUGAUAAUAACCUGUAGUCAAAAGAGUAAAACAAAAAAGAACGUUUAAAUUAAAUUGCACAGACUCUCAGAAGAAGCUCGUGACAACAGGACCUGACGGUCUAGUUAUUGCAAGAGUAUUAAAUUUUUAGUCUACUUCUGUGUAGUUAAGAGGUAGAGUUUACCUUUUGCAUUUACAUUUUACGUGUGUCACCACGUUUGUAGUGUAUUAUACACACUCCAGCCAAAACGACUCACAAUGCACCGUACUGAAACAAAUAACGAUCACACGACAAAGCUGUCGUGCCUCAUGGGUAAGCAGCUGCUGUACAGAAAGCCGAGCAUUGCUGUACACAGUGUUAAGUUACACCACACUCUGCUUUGUGUGACAAAAGACAGUCGUUUCACGACAUGGGAGGAAUGGGUGUGCACAUAUGGGCUUUGACCUGCCCUGUCGUGCCAAAAUAGGAACAAAUGUCACUCUGAAUAAUCACACCCAAUCAUGAUCUUAACUCCAUUGAUUUCAAAAGUUGGAAAACUCUAGUGUUGUUAUAAUGAAUACAUGAUAGAUUUAUAAUUUUAUGGGCAAAAAAGAUCUUUUUCAGACCUGUUUUAGCUAGCUAGCUUUAAAAUGACAAUCUAACAAGGAUCCUUUUUAAUGUUUUCGAUGCAUUUGGGUGAAAGCACGAAUGUAUGCGUGUUAGAGGAGAUAAUGUGUCUGUAAAUGGAAACUGGGCUAAUCUGAAGUCUAUGCUUGUCUCUACAUUUUUGUCACUUUGUCUUGGUAUAUUCAGGAUUAAUCAUUUUUAACCAUUACAUGUUGUUUAACUGUCCCAUGUCAAACUAUCCAGCAUCUGUUGUACAUUUGGUAAGAAAUGAACAACAGCUACUAAGUGAUAGAAACGCGUUCAAUAAGGUAUUCGAUACAUUAUUUUCCUUGUUUUACCAGUAAUUAACAGCAGAGGGCAGUAUUGUAAAGCAGACAAUGGUGCACACAAGGUAUGGGUCUGACAAGUACUGGGCCUCAGUUUAUUGGAAAAUGGACAUUUUACGCAGACUUUUUAAACAUGGAUGUUUCAUUAUCUGUAUGUUUCUUGUGUGAAAAAUGUGGCUCGGCAUCAGGAUAAUUACACAACUCGGUGUAAAAACUCAAACAUAUCACACAAAACCUCAAAUUUAUAUUGUUAUCUAUCAUUAUUAUUUUUUAACUUUACAUUUAACCAGCCAAACACAUCAAAAAAGGGAUGUAACCUUUGACAUCUGUGACGAGGAAGCUUUUCUUUACGCAAUAAACAGCUUAGUCGUUUCGAGGUUUGCUAUUGGAAAGUUUCUUUCCAUGACAACACCUUCGUCACUUUAACUAAUCUCCUUCAUCUUUCAUGUACUGAUAUGUAACUUCAGUCCGUUUUCCGAUGAUAUAUUUUUCAAAUGCAAAAUAAACUGUGCUUUUUAUUUUCUUCUUUAACCGAACACUGCUAUGCUUAGUAUUGACAAUAACACUUUCCAAAUCUCUCACCACAUGAUAUGAACUAUGCGCGCUUGUGUCUCCAUGAGGCAACCUUUUGGAAGUAAUACUUUGCCGAAAUGCUCUUUUCCUCUUCAGUCUAUCGUACCCUAGAGUCAUUGCUCAUGUCUGAUAACUUUCUCUUUGUUUUAUAAUGGAAACAUAGGUUAGGAAAGGCCAUCGUCGCCUACAGGUAAAUGAACCCACUCUAGACUAUAUGUUUACAAUGUGGGAUUUUUUUUUGGAUUUCUUUAGAACUUAUCACAGUGAUGCCAUUUGACUCGGUGAAAUUCAGACUCAUAACCGUUUCAUAUUGUUAAGUAUGUAACUUGGUUGGUUUCAUAGACCAGUGAGUCUAUGUUCGCCAGGCCUAUUUCAGCUGUAGAUAGUCAUUUACUAAGGUACUAAUGGUACCUGUGGGUGAGUCGUCCUAUGGCGUAAUUCCUCCUAUGCAUACCAGUACUGUGCAUACCAGUGGUAAGCAUCUGUGCCCUGCAUAGUUUUAAAUUAAAACCCGGUUUGUAUCCACUGAGGGUCAUUGACAAUUAAAGACAAGUGCAAUGCUUGAGGUGACUGGGCUAGAGAUUAGUAGCAGAUGGGAUUUACGAUUUUAAUAAUCAUAUUCAAUGUCAUUAUGAUUUACACCAGUAUGCAGUUGCUCCUUAGUAGUGGCAAUAAUUAGCUGAAGUGUUCACUAUGUACUGUCCUCUGAUUUAUGUUGAUUUCAUCAGAUCCCUGGUCUGACAAAAUGUGGGAAGAUUUUUUUUUUCCAAAAUUCACUUUGGACAAUUUUAGCUUGUAUAUUUUUAGUUUUUGAGAUAUGUAUUCCAAUUUUUUGGUUGGGAGGGCAAAGAAAAAUCUCGAAGAAUCGGAACAAAACCAUUUCAUUGAGACACUUUAGAUUUUGUUGUUUUGCAGUGUACAAGUGGCUGAAAAAUGGUAUUUUGCUCUAGCACCUUUUUUAUUUCUCAAAAAAAAAGAACAAAUUGUACUGAGUAUAUGUAAAAGAAGAUUUUUACCAGUGAUAUUUCGAACUGUGAUGUUUUAUGUUUGUACGCGUGAAGCCUUGUUUGUACGACUGGUGAGAGAUUGAAUAAACCUUUUUU
Lampris incognitus (smalleye Pacific opah) is the source of this 5056-nucleotide messenger RNA. Its product is annotated as monocarboxylate transporter 1-like. Gene Ontology annotation, cellular component: membrane. Gene Ontology annotation, biological process: transmembrane transport; monocarboxylic acid transport. The transcript is spliced from 5 exons. Gene Ontology annotation, molecular function: monocarboxylic acid transmembrane transporter activity. The record is from RefSeq and is a predicted model, not a curated record. Lineage: Eukaryota; Metazoa; Chordata; Actinopteri; Lampriformes; Lampridae. The coding region runs from base 246 to 1706 and encodes 486 amino acids.